This is a messenger RNA of Cololabis saira (Pacific saury), 1620 nucleotides long. Its product is annotated as betaine--homocysteine S-methyltransferase 1-like. The record is from RefSeq and is a predicted model, not a curated record. The transcript has 8 exons. Gene Ontology annotation, molecular function: betaine-homocysteine S-methyltransferase activity; zinc ion binding. Lineage: Eukaryota; Metazoa; Chordata; Actinopteri; Beloniformes; Belonidae. Bases 141 to 1334 code for a protein of 397 amino acids.
UACCCGUGACCAAUCAGAGCAAGUCCAAUUUAGAGUCCUCCCCUUCUUCUGGGAGAUUUAUUGUGGCCCUCUGCUCCACACUACGGUCACUUCAGCUUCUCAAAGUCUGAGCAAUCAGGGGUCCAAGGAGCUGCAGGAUAAUGGCACCAACAAAGAAGGGAAUCUUGGAGCGUCUGAACGCCGGAGAGACGGUGAUCGGUGAUGGAGGCUUCGUGUUUGCCCUGGAGAAGAGAGGCUACGUGAAGGCCGGGCCCUGGACCCCCGAGUCCGCGGCUGAGUACCCCGAAGCAGUGCGUCAGCUGCACAGGGAGUUCCUGCGCGCUGGAGCCAACGUCAUGCAGACCUUCACCUUCUACGCCAGUGACGACAAGCUGGAGAACCGAGGCAACAAACUCACUUUCACUGGAGCUCAGAUCAACGAGGCCGCCUGCGAUUUGGCCCGUGAGGUCGCCAACGAAGGUGACGCUCUGGUUGCAGGGGGGGUUUCCCAGACGCCAUCCUACCUGAGCUGCAAGAGCGAGAAGGACGUGAAGGCCAUCUUCAAGAAACAGCUGGACGUGUUCGUCAAGAAGAACGUUGACUUCCUGAUUGCUGAGUACUUUGAGCAUGUUGAAGAAGCCGUGUGGGCUGUGGAAGUGCUGAAGGAGACGGGGAAGCCUGUGGCUGCUUCUCUGUGCAUCGGACCCGACGGAGACAUGCACAACAUCUCACCUCAAGAGUGUGCUGUCAAACUGGUCAAAGCUGGUGCCCAGAUUGUGGGAAUCAACUGCCACUUUGACCCCUUGACCUGCGUGAAGACCGUAAAGAUGAUGAAGGAAGGAGUGGAGAAGGCCGGACUGAAGGCUCACUACAUGGUGCAGCCGCUGGCAUUCCACACUCCCGACUGCAACUGUCAGGGAUUCAUCGAUCUGCCAGAAUUCCCCUUCGGCCUGGAGCCCAGGAUCAUGACCCGCUGGGACAUGCACAAGUAUGCAAGAGAGGCCUACGAUGUUGGCAUCCGAUUCAUUGGUGGUUGCUGUGGAUUUGAGCCGUAUCACAUCAGGGCUGUGGCAGAGGAGCUUGCCAAGGAGAGAGGCACCCUCCCUGCUGCAUCAGAGAAACAUGGAAUGUGGGGUGCCGGGCUGGAGAUGCACACCAAGCCUUGGGUCAGAGCCAGAGCCCGCCGUAACUACUGGGAGAACCUGAGGCCGGCCUCUGGUCGUCCACAAUGUCCUUCCCUGUCUGAACCCGAUAGCUGGGGUGUUACAAAGGGCCACGCUGAUCUCAUGCAGCAGAAAGAGGCCACUUCCAAGGACCAACUCAAACAGCUGUUCGACAGGUCAACGACGCACUGAUUCAGAACAUCUGCUUCCCCCGUGACAACAUGAGUCGAAGAGCCACACUGUGGAGCUGCUGACACACAGCCGUGUAUAGAAUCUGCAGUGUUGCACCUUACCAACAUACGUGGCAAACUCUCACUCGAGACUGCACUGCUCUGUACUCUGUCUAUUGUGCAAACGAGGCUACAGUGUCUCAAGUUAGGAGAUGGACUAUGUUGAAACAGAAACCUUCUUGCUUUCCAUUAGCCUGGACCAGUUUGUUUUAUAAAAUAUCAUCAUAAUAAAAAAUACAAACUGAUAA